Messenger RNA from Corythoichthys intestinalis (scribbled pipefish), 3525 nucleotides. Its product is annotated as multidrug and toxin extrusion protein 1-like. NCBI's taxonomy places the organism in Eukaryota, Metazoa, Chordata, Actinopteri, Syngnathiformes, Syngnathidae. Gene Ontology annotation, biological process: xenobiotic detoxification by transmembrane export across the plasma membrane. Gene Ontology annotation, cellular component: membrane. Gene Ontology annotation, molecular function: xenobiotic transmembrane transporter activity; antiporter activity. The transcript has 15 exons. The record is from RefSeq and is a predicted model, not a curated record. Bases 10 to 1740 code for a protein of 576 amino acids.
GAAGAAGACAUGGCGGGGAGAUCGGGCGACAAGAUGUUUUUCUGUAGGUUGAUCUGUCUGAAGAUGCCUCUGAACCACAGAGAGGAAAUGUACCACAUUUUAAGGAUGACUGGGCCUCUGUUGCUCUCUAGGGUCCUCAUUUACCUGCUUCCCUUCGUGGUCACCAUGUUCUGCGGACGUUUGGGCAAUGAUGUGAUGGCAGGCUUUGGAUUAGCUUCUGCUACCAUUAAUGUGACCACGGCGGCUACCGGAUACGGUCUUAGUCUUGCUUGUGAUACGUUGGUCUCCCAGACCUUUGGUGGUAAAAACCUGCUGCGCGUGGGAAUGAUCCUUCAGCGAGGUGUUGUAAUUCUGCUGUUGUUCUGUCUGCCCUGCUGGGGUCUGCUUCUCAACGCCCAGAGCCUCCUGCUGCUCAUGGGCCAGGACCCUGAGGUCACCCGAAUAGCACAAGUGUACAUCAUUGCCUUCCUACCAGCUGUGCCAGCAAUGUUUCUACACAAUCUUCAAGUGUCUUACUUGCAGAACCAGGGUAUAAUACUUCCACAAAUGUACACUGCAGCCAUGGCAAACGUUGUCAACUUGCUGAUGAACUAUGUCUUCUUACACUGGCUCGAUUUAGGUGUGACGGGCUCAGCUGUUGUAAACGCUUUCUCUCAGAUUUGCAUCUGUGCUUCGCUGUUUAUUUACAUUCACUGGAAGAAGUUGCAUGUAUCAACAUGGGGAGGCUGGUCAGUUGAAUCUUUGCAGGAAUGGGGCUCCUACAUGAGGCUAGCUGUUCCAAGCAUGCUCAUGAAGUGUUUUGAGUGGUGGAUCUAUGAGUUUGGGGGAUUCUUUGCUGGCAUGUUGAGUGAUGAUGAGCUUGCCGCCCAACAUGCAGUGAUGAUGGUGACUUUACUGGCCUACAUGUUCCCUUUCGGCAUCCAGGCAGCUGCUUGCGCUCGGGUGGGCAACGCCCUCGGGGCAGGAGACACGGGCAGAGCCAUCAUCGCCUGCAAGGUGUCGCUCACCCUUGCAGGUGCAUUUGCAGUGGUUGAAGGUAUCGUGCUUGGUGCAACUAAAUCAAAGAUUGGCUACAUCUUCACUUCUGAUCAGAAGAUUGUCAAUCUGGUGUCCCUCUUGAUGAAUGCAUACUGCUUCCUUCAGUUCUUUGAUGGCCUUGUGGUGAGUCUCGAGCUUGUUCAUUUAUUAAUCAGAGUGAACAAAAAUAAUCAAUACUUGUCAUUUUCACCCUCUUAUAAGUGUGUGUGCACGGGCAUCUUCUUGGGAGCUGGAAAACAGAAAAUUCCGGCUGUGGCUAACUUUGUCGGAUACUACGGCAUUGGACUCACAUUGAGCGUUACGCUCAUGUUUGUGGCAAAGCUCCGAAUUUUGGGUUUCUGGCUGGGGAUUCUGAUAUGUGUGAUCUUGCAGUCCACACUUUUCAUCAUUGUCAUCUUCAGGCUAGACUGGGAGAGAAUGACAGAGGAGGCUGUGAAGCGUGCCCAAAAAAAUACACAUGUGGCCGAACAGGAACAGUACCAGCCCGUCAUGUGGGAGGCCAACGCAGUACCACAGCAACAGGUUAAUGCUGACCAGCUCCCAGUGAGCCAGCUGCUGCUCAGGCGAGGUCUCACGCUAUUGGCUGCCAUCGCUCUGCUGGCAAUCGGCACCUGCGUGUACUUGCUGGUACCUCUCCCGGAGGCCCCGCCCUCCAAAAGUAAUCUGACUGCAAUAGAAUGGGGCAAUAGCACACACUAUUAAUCCUGUGGUCAUGGAAAGCUUGUCAUAUUUAUGUAAAUCAUAGUUUAGUAUUAGAGGCAACUGCUGUAUAAAUAAUGUUUUUCAGUCAUUUGUAUAUUUAAUAGUUGUGAUAAUUUACCAAAUUUAUUGUAUGUAUGUAUUGUAUAAUAUAUAUACAUAUAUAUAGACACACACACACACGCUAUACAUACAGUAUGCGAUACAUGCAGUACAUACUGUAUAUUUAUUAGGAUUCUCAAAAAGUGCACCGUCGCUACAAAUAGUUUCUUUUUUUUCCCAUUAUAGGAAUACCAGUAAAAAUUGGUAUGUAUUGCUCAAAAUCAAGAAUAGGGAUUAAUAUUAUUAUUAUAUAAUUAAUAUUACUACUUUGUUUCUAUUUAUUUUUGGGGUGGCCUGUUUAUAUUUUUUCUGUUUAAGAUGUACACAUGCAUAUAUUUUUGUUCCAUAGCGCAACAUCAGAUCCUGCUGACAGCCCUGUAGUUUAUAAGUAAAAUAAAGUAGGGAAUAUUCCAUUUUUUCUUGAAAAGCAAAUUUAAUACAUGGUAGUAUUUUUAAUCACUGAUAUUUUGUGCCAUAAAAAUACAUUAAUACAAAUGUAAUUAAAUGUCCCGAUCGUGUGGAAUUUUGCAAGAUUUUGUCAUUUAUAACUGCAGCUCUUUGACUAGUAGUAGUUUACAUCCGCAUUUUUCGGACGCACCAAAUCGUAUGGCGCAGCAUCAGUGAACGAGUUUUUUUUCUCCUGUACAUAGGGCACACCGGAUUAUACGGUGCAUUAAUGGAUCAAUGCACUGCAUUCAUCAUUUUUCUUGCAACAAUUUAUUUUGUAUCAUGUAUGUUUGUCUUGAGCAUUGUUACCGGAGCAGUAUAAAACGGUUAUGCUUCAUUAAAUAGAUGAGCGGUCAAUAGGCACAACCGGAAUUCAUAAAAUGUCAAUCUAAUCCCAAUGAACUUCAAUGGAUGUGACAAAUGUCAAAUCACGUGAUCAGCUUGCUCAAAAGCAGGUUGAGCACGAUCCCGGCAGCCAGAAUGAAAAGCAUGAGGACCCCGACGAGACCACGACGCAGGAAUAAAUUCCUACGGCCGCGAUACUGGGUUAUCCCGAUUCCCGCGUCCUCGUCGAUGAACUGCAGCUCUGACAUGUUGCUGUCGCUUUCUUCCUGGCCAUCUUCAUCUACAGUGGACAAGGGGCAUAAAUUAGUCGCAAAUGUCAGUCAUUUAAACAACUUCUGAUAUUUCUGUUGUGUGUUUUUUUUUUUAAAUUUCUCUUCUAUUCUUAACUUGAUAUUGCAUUUCAUAUGCUAGUUUGAUUUUGCAAACAGUUUAAAAAACAUCGUUUGAAAUUUACCUGACGUCCUGUUCACACCAGCUCUAAUCUGAGCCUGGAUGGGAAAAAAAAUCAGUGGAUAGUUACAACAAUGGUGAUAACAAUAAUAAUACUAAUAAUACAGUGGUACAUUGAGAUUUAAGUAACCUUUAAAAUUUUUCAAGAUACUAUUCACUGUACAGGCAUUUUUUUUUUUGAAGGAAAUGUAAACAACAAUUGAUCCACGGCACUGUAGGCAGCAAACAAUUCAAGUCAAGGCAGGUUUGGCAGAGUUGUAGUAAGUUGAAGUAAUACUAAAGAUGAAGACUUUAUUUGAUUUGACAGUGUAAUCUAGAGUUUGGUAAAUGUUCUGUUUAGGCUGUACAGUAGUUAAAGUUGAAUAACUGAAAAUGUGUUACAUUAAGAGAUGCCUAUUAGCCUGUUGUUCUCCAUUUUAUUGUUAUUACUAUAAUAUAUCAUGU